AUGGGGUUUGAAAAUAUUUCAUCAAUUGUAACAUUAAUGAGCUUUGGAACAAUGAGAGUAUGUCUAUCGUCAUUGUUAUUAUUUCAUGCACAUAGAUGUUCAACUAAUUAUUUGGAAGAAUGGGGGCUACAAGAAAUGGUACCAAAAGAUGUUUUUGAUAAUGUUUGUCAACAAAAUGAGCUUCUUAAAAAAGAAAACAAACAAAUAGAGCUUCUUAAAAAAGAAAACGAACAAAUAGAAUUUCUUAAAAAAGAAAACCAACAAUUAAAGCUUCUUAAAAAAGAAAACCAAAGACUUGAAACUAUUUUAGAUUUAUACAUGGGUGCUUCAAAAAAACAAAAGAUUGAAAAAUGUCUUGGGGAUGAUUCGAUUUCAAGUGAAAGUUUAUCUGAAGUAAAAAUUGUCAGAGUUGAUACUAUACCAAUUCAAAAUAAUUCAAAAACUGGUAAUAUUCCAAUUGUUGAACCAAAUAUUAUUUCACCAAACACUAAUUUUCCAAAUUUCAGUGAACCAAAUAUUACUUCACAAAAUAUUAUUUAA
Dictyostelium purpureum is the source of this 540-nucleotide messenger RNA. RefSeq lists its product as uncharacterized. The coding region runs from base 1 to 540 and encodes 179 amino acids. The record is from RefSeq and is a predicted model, not a curated record. The transcript is spliced from 2 exons. NCBI's taxonomy places the organism in Eukaryota, Evosea, Eumycetozoa, Dictyosteliales, Dictyosteliaceae.